UGCUCGUGCCAUGGCCGAGACGCCGACAAUUGCCGCCGCCACCACUACGGCCACUACGGUCCCUGUUGCCGCACCGGGCUCAAGCCCCGCCACAGACGCUGUAGACGCCCCAGGCCCGUUCCCGGACGCCGGCGUCCCGUCGGAGCACCUUGCCCAGGGCAUGUUCCAGCUGCUCAAGCCUGUGGUGGUUGAGGUCGACGCCCGCGUCCAGGACGCUUUGCCUCGCAGCAGGCGCUGACACAGCAGAUGGACACCCUUGCCCUCGAGCUGGAGAAGCUCGCCAACGCAAGCAACGCGCCGGUCCUCGAGCCGUACGUCCGCAAACUGACCGACUCGCGCAAGCGCAUCGGCAACAUCAACGGCACUCUGCACAACAUCCAGGACAGGCUUGACCGCAUGCAGGCCUCGGUCUCCGAGGUCAUCAAAGCUCGCCGCUCCUCUAUCGGCCAGCGUCCCGACGACGCCCCGGACGCCGCUGAGGCCGCUCCGGCCGCACCGUCUGAUGCUGCCGAGCCGGCAACUGAGCCUGCCACAACCGACUCUGCUGAUGCCGAGCCUGCUAGUGUCGAUGCCGAUUCAACCGCUAUCGAGCCUGGUGCCGACGAUGUGGCCCAGUAAACAUGAAGUCAUCACCUCCA
Thecamonas trahens ATCC 50062 is the source of this 638-nucleotide messenger RNA. RefSeq lists its product as uncharacterized. Bases 247 to 618 code for a protein of 123 amino acids. The record is from RefSeq and is a predicted model, not a curated record. The transcript has 3 exons. Gene Ontology annotation, molecular function: SNARE binding. Gene Ontology annotation, biological process: endosome to lysosome transport; intracellular protein transport; lysosome localization. Lineage: Eukaryota; Apusomonadida; Apusomonadidae. Gene Ontology annotation, cellular component: BORC complex; BLOC-1 complex; synaptic vesicle.